Molecule: messenger RNA, 4751 nt
Organism: Mixia osmundae IAM 14324
Lineage: Eukaryota; Fungi; Basidiomycota; Mixiomycetes; Mixiales; Mixiaceae
Exons: 5
Coding region: 17-4327 (1436 amino acids)
Biological process (GO): DNA-templated transcription
Molecular function (GO): DNA-directed RNA polymerase activity; DNA binding
Source: RefSeq, a predicted model, not a curated record
GCGGCUCUUCUCAGCCAUGGCUGAUCGGCACACCGUCCGCGAGACGGCGCCGAAGCGUCUGCAACACGUUCUGUUUGGCGUGCUAUCGUCAGACCAGAUCGUCGCACUUUCAGAGGUCGAGUGCACACAGAGAGACUUUUAUCACUUCACGCCAAUCACGGGCAAUGCUGGACAAGUGACGAGCAAGAAGGCCGUGAAUGGCUCGGCCGUGAAGCCGCCUGCUGCUUCUACAUCCGCUGCCACCGAGCGUGAACCCAAGCCGGGCGGCGUGCUCGACAGACGACUCGGCAUAGCAGACAAGAAAUCCAACUGCGAAACCUGUGGCGAGCGUGCGAAGGAAUGCGUCGGGCAUUACGGCUACAUCAAAUUGACCGUGCCCCUCUUCCACACGGGCUACUUCAGAAAGACGAUCGAGAUCUUGCAAGUCAUCUGCAAAGUCUGCUCGCGAACGCUGCUCGACGAUGACCAGCAACGCGCAGCGCUCAGGAAGUUAAGACGACCCAAUCUCGACAACACCCAGCGAGACAGAUUCCUCAAAGAAGUCGUCGCGACAGCCAAAAAGGCACUCAAUUGUCCUCACUGCGGAUCAAUCAACGGCACGGUCAAAAAAGCGGGAAGUCUCAAGAUAAUCCACGAGAAGUACCGCGCACGCAAGAUGAAACCCGCCAGAGAGGCCUUCGAGCAGUCCUUCGAUCAUGCUCUCCAAGACACGAAGGAGCUCAAGGGCUCGAUCAGCCGUGCACAAGACGACCUCAAUCCGCUUCGUGCGCUCAAGCUGUUCGAAUGUAUCACCAAUCCAGACUGCGAAUUGCUCGGCCUAGAUGCUACCAUCUCCCGGCCAGAGACCUUUAUUUGGCAGUAUCUCCUCGUGCCUCCUGUGACCAUCCGUCCGUCGGUACAGCAAGACGAUGCGACGAACGAGGAUGACCUGACCGUCAAGCUUGCUGAGAUCGUCUUUACGAACCAACUCAUCAAGUCAGGCCUCGCAAAGGGUAUCCAGACAAACGUCUUCAUGGAACAAUGGGACUUUCUGCAGCAUGCAGUUGCGACUUAUAUCAAUUCGGACGUGAAUAACAAUACCAUCUCGGGUCAGAAACCCAUGAGAGGUCUUUGCCAGCGUCUCAAAGGCAAGCAAGGCAGAUUUCGAGGAAACCUUUCCGGCAAGCGUGUCGACUUCUCGGCCCGAACUGUCAUCUCGCCCGAUCCGAAUCUGCGUAUCGAUGAGGUCGCGGUACCGGAAAAGGUCGCAAAGAUUCUAACUUACCCCGAGAGAGUGACAUCGCACAAUCUCGAGCAGUUGAGAAAGGCAGUUCGCAAUGGCAAAGAAGUCCAUCCGGGUGCUUGCUAUGUCAUAUCUGCUGCUACAGGCAUCAAGAAGGAUCUCAAGUAUGGCAAUCCCAUCGAGCUCGCCAAGCAACUCAGGAUAGGUGACGUUGUCGAGAGACACCUUCGCGAUGACGACAUUGUCCUCUUCAACCGUCAGCCGAGUCUACACAAGCUCUCUAUCAUGUCUCAUCGUGUCAAGGUCAGACCUUGGCGCACCUUCAGACUCAACGAAUGCGUCUGCACGCCCUACAAUGCUGAUUUUGACGGCGAUGAGAUGAACCUUCACGUACCACAAACCGAAGAAGCUCGAACAGAGGCCGCUCAUCUCAUGAGCAUCAAGCAAAAUCUUGUCACACCCCGCAACGGCGAACCGAUCAUCGCUGCUACUCAGGACUUUAUCACUGGCGCAUUCUUACUCUCGCGGCGUGACAAGUUUCUAAACCGAGCAGAGAUUGGUCAGAUACUGUGCUACCUGACAGAUGCCGAAGGCGAUCUCGAGCUCCCUCCGCCAACGAUUCUCCGACCGAAGCAACUCUGGACGGGCAAACAAGUCUUUAGCGUUCUGAUGCGACCUAGCUCACGCAGUUCAAUCUGUGUCAAUCUCGAAGCAAAGUGCAGGACAUUCGAAGCUCCUCCGGCCGGCUAUGCGCCGGAUAUGUCGCCCAACGACGGCUACUUGGUCAUCGAGAACAGCGUCAUCAUGUGCGGUGCUCUUGACAAGGCCACAGUCGGUGAUGGCAAGAAGAACUCGGUCUUCGGGGUCUUGCUGCGCGACUACGGCGCAGAUGCAGCUGCGCAAGCGAUGAAUCGCCUUUCAAAGCUUUGUGCCAGAUGGCUUACCAAUCAAGGCUUCUCGAUCGGUAUCAGCGACGUGACACCAGGCGAUAAGCUACGCGACGAGAAAGACGACCGCAUCCGCAAAGCGUACGAAGAGUCAAACUUGCUCAUCACACAAGCCGCUCACGGAAAGCUCGAGAACGCGGCAGGGUGUGAUCAGGAUCAGACGCUCGAGGCAUCUAUCUCAGGUGUCCUCUCGCGCGUCAGAGACAAGGUCGGCGAGAUCUGUAUGACUGAGCUUUCCCGCAACAAUGCUCCUCUUAUCAUGGCUAUAUGUGGCUCGAAGGGUUCGAAGAUCAACGUUUGUCAAAUGGUCGCCUGUGUCGGCCAGCAGAUCACGAACGGCAAGCGUGUUGCUGAUGGCUUCAUCAAUCGCUCGCUUCCUCACUAUCUCAAGAAGUCAAAGAACCCGCCCUCAAAAGGAUUCGUCCGUAACUCGUUCUACAGCGGUCUCACGGCAACCGAGUUUUUCUUCCAUGCCAUCUCUGGGCGUGAAGGCCUUGUUGAUACUGCGGUCAAGACUGCAGAGACUGGCUAUAUGCAGCGUCGACUCAUGAAAGCGCUCGAGGAUCUUUCCACGCGCUACGAUCUCUCAGUCCGCAGUUCGACAGGCUCAAUCGUACAAUUUAUGUAUGGCAAUGAUGGCCUUGAUCCUGCAUACAUGGAGGGCGACGGCUCGCCUGUCGAAUUUGUCAGAACUUGGCAGCAUAUUCGGGCCACCGUGCCACAUACCAAGACGAGCAAACCUCUCAUGCCAUACGCGAUACUCGAACUGACUGAUCGCCUUCUCGCCACCGAUCGCUUCGACAUGACCCGACAUUCGGAUUUCCCUGCUCAGAUAAAAGCUUUCGUCGUCAAGCACAUUGUAGCGCCAGCCGCGCGCUUCCGGCGAGCAUACGGCAUGAUUGAAGCGCUCGAGAAGCACGAAGAAUGGGACGACGAGACGGAUCUCACUGGCUUGGCAGGUCCGAAAGCAGUGCACGUCGUAGAUCAAAAGACAAAGACGACAGAAGAUCAGAUUGCGCGCUUCCUGCUGCUCUGCUGGGAAAAAUACGCUCGGUCGAUGGUGGAGCCUGGGACAGCAGUAGGUGCAAUAGGCGCUCAAUCGAUCGGCGAACCUGGCACACAGAUGACGCUCAAGACGUUCCAUUUCGCCGGUGUCGCUUCUAUGAACGUCACGCUCGGUGUGCCUCGUAUCAAAGAGAUCAUCAACGCCAGCAAGGUCAUCUCAACGCCCAUCAUCACAGCCGAGCUUUUGUCCGACCUCGCGCAAUCUGAAGCCUCCGCUAGAGUCAUCAAGGCCCGAAUCGAGAAGACCUACCUCGGCGAGAUUGCAUCGCAAAUGGCGCCCACCGUCACAGCCACGCAAGCCUAUGUGAACAUCCAGAUCGACAUGGAUACCGUCUCGCGUCUUCAACUCGAAGUGACGCCCCACUCGAUUGCUGCCUCAAUUUUGGCUGCAAAGCUGAAGCUGGGUAAAGGCAACGUGUCCGCCAGCCAUUCGGGUCGCAUUCGGAUCUAUCUUCCAGACGAUGACGGCAGCGAAUCUACGAGCUCUGCCCCUCAUAAACUCGAUCGGCUGAACACGCUCUGUCGGCUGCUACCCAAUGUAGUGGUAAAGGGUGUCGGAGCAUGCUCUCGUGCGGUCAUCCAGGUCAAGCAAGGUAGCUCAAAGGAGAAGCAUCUGCUCGUCGAGGGCAACGGUCUUCGCGAAGUCAUGACCACCGACGGCGUGGACGGCCGGCGAGUUACUUCCAACCACAUCAUGGAGGUCGUCAAGGUCUUGGGCAUCGAAGCAGCCCGACAGACCAUCAUCAACGAGAUCGGCGGCACGAUGGGCGCUCAUGGUCUCAGCGUGGAUCCUCGUCAUCUCGGCCUGCUCGGGGACGUGAUGACGUGUAAGGGCGAAGUACUCGGUAUCACUCGUUUCGGUGUUGCAAAGCUCAAAGACUCGACACUCAUGUUGGCGUCGUUCGAGAAGACGACAGACCAUCUCUUCGACGCUGCAGUCUACAGCCGACAGGAUGAUAUCGACGGCAUCUCAGAGUCCAUCAUCAUGGGCUUGCCCGCCAACAAUUGCGGUACAUCACUGCCUUCUGUCGUUUCGAAGAGACCCGUGAUUAGGCAUAUCAAUACGCCCCUCUUCGAACGUCUCGCGACCUGAGCGAGACGAACAAGCAUUUUUGUAUAAUCAACAACAAAUUGUCGUAACAAUGCAUUCGCAGUCCUGUAUGUCGUGUUCAGCCGAGUGUGGACGCGCCUGGCCGACUACUCGGCGCAGAGGGCAGCGUCUUUGCCAUCUCCCUGGCUUGCUUGGUCUGCCAUAUCCGCUUGUGAUGGUCGAGUCUGAUCUGAUAGUAGUGUCGAUUGAGAGUGAAUUUCCUCGGCGGCUCGGCCGGCGGUGCUGCUGGCUCGGUGACCGUGGCCGGCAGAGCGAUAGGUUUGACAGGGGGCACAGACUUUUUGGCGUCUUUGGCCGCUUCCGGGUGCUUUGCGAGGUAGUCUGCCGUCGCUUUGGCAAUGUCUGCCUCGGUGGGCUUGCUUGGCGGCGUUGGACUCGGUAUUGCAGGCGAGGCGGGUGGUGUGAC